Molecule: messenger RNA, 6957 nt
Organism: Ambispora gerdemannii
Lineage: Eukaryota; Fungi; Glomeromycota; Glomeromycetes; Archaeosporales; Ambisporaceae
Source: the annotation of a GenBank genome assembly
AUGGCUUCAGAACCCAAAACCCCGGCUGAUUAUGCUAUGUUGAUACUUUAUAAGCAGUUUAUUAAGACGGCGGAUAGAAAGCUGAAUAAUAUAAUGAGUUGGAAUGUGGACCGCGAACCUGAUUUCAUGAAAAUCGUUGGACCUGGCGCCGACCAAUCUUUCGACAAACUGUUGAAUUCAUUGGGAUACAUUGUGAGACAUCGACCACGGUCGCUGAUAGACACGAUGAUGUUGUGGCGUAAAGAGAAAACAGAAAAAUCAUCAGAUGCCCCAGAUGCACCGACUCACAAGCGAAAAUUGAGCGAUGGUGCUUUGGUUGAGCGUGUUAAAGAUCCUCAAGGAAUUUUGACUGAACGCAAAGCGCAAUUGCAACCUGAUGCAUUAGGAGAAGACCGUGGCGCCGAACUAGAAACAUUAAUAUUUGACCAAUUGAUAAAAGGAUCAGAUCCGGAAUUGAUACAGCGAGUUCGCAAUCGCGAAGCCAGUUUCAAUCUAUACGCUGAGCUAAUUGGCUCACUUUCAAAUAUUCGGUUUCCGACGGUGUCAGAUCGAUUCAUAGCCGAACUGGAAAAAUAUGCAAAAUUUCCACCGAGUGUGGUUAAAGAACACGAAGCGAAGAUUACAAUGCUUAUAAAGGGAAUGCGAUAUUUGAAAUUGAAGAUUUAUCCUGAAGGAGCAUUAGAGGAGACUGCGGAAUUCUUGAAAAGUUUGGCUGGAUUUUUGAAAAUUGCUACUGGAACUAAAAUUAAACAUGCAUAUGCGGAAUUAUUUGUGCAGUUAUUGACGCCUAUUGCUGGGGUGGCAUUAGCAGAAGUCAAUUAUCCUGUAUGGGUGAAAGCAGUAGAAAUGGUAUAUCCUAAAGCGUGGAAGAUGACAGAAAAGCCUCGGCAUUGUGAAGUGGCAUAUACAUUUGCAACUACCUUACUAUGUGUUAGUCAACGAGAUUUUUUUGCUCAGAGAUGGUGGUCAUGUGCUGAAGCUUGUUUCGCAAGGUUCAAGGAGAAAGAUCGCCGUCACAUGACAUUAGGCUGUCUUAUACGGCUGGUGUGGACAUUUUUAUACAGAUGCACCGAAACCACCGGAAAUACACAAAAAAAACUCGACACAAUAAAUCGAAUUCUGUUUCCCUUAAAUAAAACCUCAAUUACGCCAUCAGAAGUGUGUCUCGAAUUAUUUGUACUCUACGUGUACUAUAUAGGAUUCAAACCACAGCACUACGAAUACUGCUUAAAGAAUCUUAUAUUCUAUUUACUUAAUUCGGAAGUGAUGACCAACAAUAAGUCGGUCACACUCGAUAAUAUAAACGCUGAACGAAUGAACAUAGGUAUUCGUGCGUUUGGCUUGUUACUAGCAGCAAUGCAAAACAUGGAAGCGAGACCACCUUUUCCGACUAAUAUCGAAUUGGUAGACAUCAAAUCAUUAUUAUCAGGAAUGGGAAACACAUCAGACAUCCUUCCAGAGAGUUUCUUUACUCGUCCGGGUCUAAAAGAAACGUUCACAAAGUUUUGCGAAAUCGCGUAUACAAUUGCGUCGGUUGUUGAUAAUACACAUGGUCAUAUGCUCGUGCUGGAUGAACGGCAUUUGGCUACACGAAGUGGUUCUAUUUCGAGUACAGUUGGCCCGGGGGUUGUUAGCCAAGUUAGCGAUGUUAGUGUGUUUCAUCAGUAUGCCACAUUAUGUGUUAUUUAUCCAAGAGAACGGCAACCGUAUUUAGAUUUAUUGAAAACUUAUGUACGUGCACUUCCGCGAAUAUUACCUCCGAAUGUUCCAAAGUCACGUAUUGUCGAUAUGUUGUGUCGUUAUACUGUGCAUCUUGAUCCUGAUCUUGCAAAAGUUGCCGCUAAUGCAUUGGGACGAAUUGCAAAUCAAUGUGGUGCAGAAAUUGUAAUUAUAGGAUUUUCGAGAUUUGUUUAUAGGAUUGAAGAUAAAUACGCGGAAAUUUUAGCUGGAACUGGUCCUGGAAUGGGCACAAAAUUUGGUGGGGCGUUAAAAUUGUAUAUUGAAUUAUUACGUGUAUGGCUGGCUCAACUACGUGAAAAUCCUCCUUCCCCGUCUAAUAAUGAUGGUCUAGAAUCACCAGAGACAGGUGAAAUCCCCAAAAAUAAUAAUGCAACACACGAAAUUGAAGACACAAAUAUAGGGACAAUUAUUGAAGAAGCAGAAGCCAAUGGGCUAUUAUUCCUGUGUAGUCAAUCAUGUCUAAUUAGAAAAUAUGCUGUUAAUAUUCUAAUGCUUGUCGCUGAACUUGAAUCAGAAUUUGAAAAACGAUGCGCCAGAGAUGAUUCAAACUCAAGACAAGGUGAUCAUGGACAAUCACGUAGCCAUGAUGAUAUUACACUUGUGGGGUACGAAAUUAUGUCACCUUUAAAUUCAGAUUCACAGUCCGGAUCGAGUUCAAAAUUACUUUUUUCUGCAACCAGUAACGACGAUAAAAAACCCUACACGCGAAUUAUUCAUGUUUUGAAACGUGGCGGUGGUGAUCUUAUAAAAUUCGAUAAAUUGUCGGUGAAUGCAUCGCAGACGGCGUUAACAAUAGUGGAACAGAUUCGACUGCAAAAAUUACUACUACAAGGAAAAAAGGAUAUUCUUCUACGCUUGUUGGAAAGUGAACAUAACGCAGAUGCUGUUAUUUGGGCACAUUUGUUCCCGGAAUUUAUGAAAAUAUGUUUUGAAUGUUUUCCGGUGACAGUUGCAUUAUGUCGAAAUAAUGUUUGUCUUCGAAUUAUUCAAAUGCAAAAUGCAAUUUUAAAUGCAAACGAGUAUGUUUCUCGAACCCCCACGGGAUCGUUAUCCAUGUCGAAAUUUCAUUUAAAACCUUUACCUAAUGACGAGAUUGUCAGUCAAUGGCGCUCAUACUUGAUUGUCGCUUGCUCUACAAUCACUCACCCCGAUGAUUACAUGGAUCGUCAUUGGACAUCCGAUCGAAAACGUUCGGAAGCCUCACAUACUGAGCGAAUAACUUCUGCACGAGCUUUGUUCCGGCGAAUAUUAGGUUUCCUGACUUCUGAACAUACAUUGAUCAGAGAAGCUGUAGUAGCUGCACUUGGAAAUAUCAAUGAUGUUGUGUAUAAAGUGCUUUUGGACGAUUUACAACCGUAUAUUCAAUCGGUAAAUGAUGAUUAUCGAACAAAGACCACAAAUAAACCAUACUCCUCGAUUCACAGAAGAAUCAAAAGAUACGAUCGUCUUCGUACCGAAAUUGCUCAUGUUCUUCAAUUAACUGCACAUUUCCUGAUGAACCCGAACAAUAUACACAAUCACACAACGAUAAUGAAUUAUGUUAAAGAUACCUAUAUUUUCUUGCGCGAAACCGAGUUUCCAAUUGAGUGGGAAUGGCAAAAACUUCGGCAAUACUUUUGUGGCCUUGUGGAAAAACUAUACGAUGGCAUUUCGCAAUUGAACAAUAUUAAACGAGAAAUGGAGAUAAUGUCGUUUGACAUGCGAAUUGAAUUAUUCAAAAUGUUUGAAGAAUGGUGUGGACACGGACCAAAAGGACAACAGAAUCGUGAUCGCGAAGGGAAAAUUAUCUCUACUAUUUUAGAAACAUAUCCUAAAGACUCAGAAGAACGACGCCCAUGGCAUGCACAGUUGGAAACUGAAAGAAAAGCGUUAGAAUUAGCCGCAUUAAACGCAAUGGCAUCAUUAUGUAGAGGACCACUCUUUGUGAAUGACAACAAACCUUCUUCUUUUGACGUCCAGUCUCUUUUCAAAUGGAUUGAAUCCGUAUUUGCGGACCCCCAAGAUAAAUUGCAUCCUAUAGCGAGGAAAGCAAUAGAAGGAUUACUCGUUUCCAACACGAAUUCUACGCAUUUAUUAGAUACCUCCAUUCAUCAAACCUAUAGUGGAAACCCAUCAAAUAAACUGACUCAAGGAUACUUUUUAGCAAUUGCACAAACGCUAUUCAAAGUAUCCACUUAUCCAUUAAAGCACCCACAUAAGAUUAUUGCAUUGGCACUCUUCAAAGUCGGAGAUCCCGAUUUGGAAAUCCGUAAAGUUGCAAUAAAACUUCUGAAAAUGAUUGAAAAAAGAAUAUUUGACGAGUGUUGCGCGGCUGAAUAUGAAGUAGGGAUCACUUGUCAGUUAUCUUCGAUUUAUAAGCAAGCGCAGGUCGCUUUAUCUACCAGACUUGCUCAGAAUGCCCGAAAACGCGACGAAAUGAAAAGAAAACGAGACGAUGAAAAAAAUAAAACAGAAGUAGUGACACCUUCUUCCGAUCCAAACCGCAUUGAAGUAGUAGGAAACUACGACGAAUCGCAUUACAUGCUUUCCGAAUUCACGUUUAGAUUUGAGGCAGUUGGUGAAAGAGGUCAACGAGAUAUGCUCAAUUACUUUUUACCAUGGUUGCGUAAUAUUGAAUUAAUCGUUAAUGAUGAAGAUGAAUUGCCACCGACAACCAACAUGAUCAUCUCCAAUUUGUUCUUUAUUACGGUAAAAUAUGGUGAUAUUUACGUAAAAGAAGUGGAAUUGAUUUGGCAACAAUUAGUCACGGGAGAGCACGUACCAAAUGUUCAAGCUAUCGUAAAAUUUCUAAUUGAUGUUGGUCUAGAAAAGAGAAAUCCAAAUUUCGUAACUCAUGCUAAAAGAGUAUUUGUAUUUCUUGGACGAACACCAGCAUGCGCAGCUGUGAUCGAAAAAUUGAUUUCGAAAAUAACACCAAGAUCAAUGACACCACAACCACGUGAAAAAGAAGACACGACAAAAAAGGGCACACUUGGUUUAUGGUACGCGAGUUUCGAUGAGGUAUUACCCGCUCAUAAUAAAAGGCCGGUUUUCUCUGCGGGACAAUUAGCAAUGCUGUAUAUGGUUGAUAUGGCAAUUGAAGCUGGACCUGAUCUUCAAAUGUAUUUGCCAUUAUUAUUGCAUGUACUUUUCGUGCAAUUGGACUCGGUGAAUCUUCUAAUUAGCGAGGAAACACGCUCACUUUUAGUCAAUCUUAUAUACUCAAUUAUCAUUGGCAGAUCUGUUUAUCCGGAUAUAGUAAGUUUAGGAUCGGUUUUAGUCGUGGAAUUGAAAGCUAAAGAAGGUCCGCAACUUUGGCAAUACGAAGAUAUAAAUUAUACUAACAGGUCCUUAAGUAGCUUCAUAGAACUUGAUAGACUAGCAAAAGACGUAAUUAAAGUUUUCGGUGAACGAGAUCAAGAAAAUCUACAGCAAAUGUGGGGCGAACAAGCCUUAAGUUGGGCAACAACAUGUCCUGUUCGUCAUAUUGUUUGUCGCUCAUUCCAAAUAUUUCGAUCACUUAAACCGAUAUUCAAUAUUGCUAUGUUAGCUGACAUGCUGCUUCGUCUUGGCGCUACAAUUGCUGAUACCACCGAAGAAAUACAAGGUUUCGCAUUAGAAAUAUUAAUUACUCUUACUCACGUGGUCGACUGGCUUGAACCAGGCACCAAAGAAAUAUUCCCACAAAUGCUUUGGGCCACGAUAGCGUGUCUUCAGACUAUUAAUGAACCAGAAUUUUUAGAGGCUCUCGGAAUACUCGAAAAAAUACUGAAAAAAUUUGAUAUGCAAGAUCCGGAAAAUCAAGAGCUCUUUUGGAGUUAUUUCCCGGGUCAAUGGCAAGGAAAAUUUGAGGGGAUUCAACCGUUACUGUUAAAAGGAAUUCGAUCGUCUAUCUCACUUCAACCAACUUUUAAUAUGCUAAAGAAGUUGAUCCAUCUGAAUGAUCAAUUUGUUGAUCCAUCAAAAGGAAAACUAUUAUAUCUUAUUUUGGCCAAUCUUCCUCGUAUGGCUGAUGUAUUGAGCAGUAAUACGGUGCCUGAUGAUUGCAUCGAGUGGGCUCAAAAUCUAUCACUGAUUGCGGAACAAGAAGAACGCAAUAAUAUCGUUCGUGUUCUCGGUUCAUACAUGAAAGAUCGUUUCCGACAAAAAGAUGAUGAUUUCCUGAAACAAAUAAUUAACGUGAUCCGAGAUAACUAUUUCCCUGAAUACGAAGCACAAACUUUACUCUUUCUGAUGAGUCUCUUAUCAAACAAGAUUCCAUAUUACAAACUGAAAACAAUGAAAAUUCUUAAAAUCUUGCUUCCGUUUGUCAAUACACAACGUACUGAACUCUAUAAUAUUGGCGCGGAGCUCAUUCUUCCUCUUCUUCGUCUCUUGCCAACAACAUACUCGCAAGAGGCUAUUGAGGUGCUGGAUGAGACAAUCUCGAUCACUGGUGGGCCAAAGGAUAGGCAUAUAAUACGAAUGAGCAUACAUGCAAAAAAGGUUCAAAAAGAUUUUGAUACGACGGCAAGUUUGUUUGGUAUUCCAGAUGAUUCUGGAUGGGCUGUUCCUGAUCCUGUAAAUGUUGCUUUGAUGACACGACAAAAUGUGCAAGCAGUUUGCUUGACAUGUAAAGUCAGUAUGACACCUGUGGAUUACGAAUUUUUCCCCGAAAUCGCGGCAGAAAUCGUUUCAAAAUUAGAAGAUUUAGAAAACUAUUUUAAUCCCAUAGAUGAUGACGCCGAUAUGAUGAUCCAUGACGGUGUUGGUAGCAGUAACAGUAUCAGGAUAAAUGGUGAUUCACGAGGGCGCUCAAUGACAUUACCCUUAGCUUAUCAAAUCCCACGCAUAAUACAACAAGAUCUAGGCGACGAUUUUUCGGACCAGACAAAUCCUGAAUACUAUUCACAAUACGACACUAUAUUUGAUCGACACCUUUCAGAAUCCCCAUCGAUGGGUUCAUUAAGAUCGUAUGUAGAGCCAUAUUACAUACGCACUAGUUCGUCCUCGUCUUCAACACACACAAUCCCAUCAUUCAAUGACAAUUCAUCGGUGGUCCGAGAUUCUGAUGAAUUUGCGGCGCGUCUGCAAUCUAUAAGUUCUGCAUCUUAUACUGAAGAUGACAACGUAUCGUGGUAUGAUGAUGUAGAAUCUGUUUUCUCGGAGAGUAGUAGCACCUUUCCGAUGGAUUCUUUCUUACGGCAUACUCGAACUCCUGGUGGUUCGUUUUCGCACGGAACAACGCCUUCUGUUUAA